AUGGCUUCCAAAGAAGUUGUACUCGUUGCAGGUGGUGCUGGAACUGUUGGAUCCGGUAUUGCUUUGCAAUUCCUUAAAGAAGGAAAACUGGUUGUUGUUCCCUCUCGAAGAAAGGAAGCAUUAGAAGAAUUGAAAAAACAAGUAGACAAGGAAUUUUCCUCCAACUUGAUCACCAUUCACCAAACUGAAGAGGAUCCAGAGAAAGCGGCUGCUCAUUUGAAAAAUGAAAUUCUUGAAAAGUAUGGACAUGUGGAUCAUGUUGUUUCAUCUCUUGGCAGUUGGUGGCAAAACAGUCACCCGACGGAGACCUCUGUAUCUGAGUAUCUUGAGUUGUUACGAAAUUUACUGUUGAGCCAUUUUGUGAUUGCACAACAGUUUUUAACAGUACCAAACUUGAAAACUUAUACCAUCAUUACAGGUGCUGCAGGUGAAAGAGUAAUGUUCUCCAAGAUGGGACUGCUAACCUCAGCUGUGAGUGGAUUGUUUGGUCUAAUCAAAGCUCUCAAUAAGGAAAUUGAGGAAAAGAAACUGAGUGUUAAAUUGAAUGAACUUCGAAUUGCAGCAUAUAUUCAAAAGCCCUCUGAGGUAACUCAAUCGAGCUUCUCCAAUCAAGUUAUUGGAGAAUACGUCUCCAAGAUUGUGAAACAAGAUGUAGGAGGCAAAACGUAUUCCUUCAGAAAUACUACUGAUUUGGAACAGUUAACUACACGUUAA
Molecule: messenger RNA, 714 nt
Organism: Naegleria lovaniensis
Lineage: Eukaryota; Heterolobosea; Eutetramitea; Acrasida; Naegleriidae
Exons: 2
Coding region: 1-714 (237 amino acids)
Source: RefSeq, a predicted model, not a curated record